Molecule: messenger RNA, 1639 nt
Organism: Seminavis robusta
Lineage: Eukaryota; Bacillariophyta; Bacillariophyceae; Naviculales; Naviculaceae
Source: the annotation of a GenBank genome assembly
CACAGGAACAAAAGCAAACAGCGUGGGAGUGAAGUUUUUCAUGGAUCUUUUGCGCCCGGUUGAAGCUCCACGUGGAGAGCGCCACGCGGCAUGAUCCAUCAAACACCCAACGACACCAUUGACACCAACCAAAGCCGACAAUAGCAAUAGAUAUCGAUUCGAUUCAGAGGACAACAAUGAUGCUGAACAGAAAGACUCUUCUUGUGUGCAUCUUACUGGCCGUGACUGCCACCUGCCGAGCACAAUACGACGACUAUCCUGAUUAUCAAGAUUAUGCGAAUGAAUACGAGGGCGAAGACAAUCUUUAUCAAGGAUAUGCGGAAAGACAAGAGCAAAAAGCCGUCGGUGGCGGCGGCGGAAUGGGUAUUGGCAAAGUUAUAGUAUGUUCGGCUUUUUCCUGGAUUGCGGGUGCCAAGGUUCAUUCGGACCGUGUCACCAAGAAGCUGAAGAAUAAAUUCCAAAAGGAACAAAAGCAACUCUACACACAAUAUUACAAUGAUGUAUAUAAGCUGACGGAAGCAAAACAGGAUCUGGAAAAGUACAUUGAACAACUCAGUGAGACCCUAAAGCAAACAGAAAAGAAGCACGAGCUGGAGGCAAUGCAGAGGGAUUAUGAGGAAUUCAAACAACCCGACAUUGACGGCGAUGAAAGGAUCAGCCGAGCCGAGUUCAACAUGUAUGUCAAAAAUUACCUCGCCAACUACCCGGGGCUGUCAGAAAAGGACUAUCCAAAGUUCGAAGACUUUGAUCACGAUGGAGAUGGAUACGUUAGUUUCCAGGAAUACUCGCAACAGAUGGCAUUACAAGCCCAGCAGGCCGAGCUAGAGCAGCUGUACGGACAGGGUAGUGGUGGAUCAGAGAAAGCAGAGGCGCUCAAGGGAUUAUCAGGCAAGGCAUAUUGAAGAAAGAGGAUCGUACCAAAAUGUACUAUACAAAUAUUCAGCUACUGGUUUAUGUUCCAAAGCAAUUCCUCUACCAGGAUGGCUGCUUUAGUGCCUCUGCGAUUGCGGCCUUGCCAUUGGGUUGGUCUUGUUCCUUCUCCCUUUUCAAAUUGCCGGAGUGUUUCGAUGAAGUUUGAAGGCCAAAUGAGCCUUGGUUGCUGGUAUAUUAGUUUUUAGAAUGUAUCUUGUUCGCGUGAGGACCAAUACGAACAAAGGCAUGCAUUGGAUACCUUCAAGUGCAUGUCAGAGAGAUUGUAAUCACUAAGACUGAGGACUCGCUUACUUGAACCAAUGAACAAUUAUUGCAGCAGGGAGUUUCAGAUGCUAUCGCGGCUGCUAUUUCUCAGGCUAGCUACUACAUACUCCCUAGCUAGCUAGAGUAGUGGUUACAAACUCGGGGAUUCGUUCUACCAUACAGAGUCAGUUCUCCGUGCAAAACCUAGCUAGCGCUAGCUAGCUCCCUCUUUGUGUCGGGAUGUGAAACGAACACUUUUUCGUUUUGUGGUGGCCCAGCAAGCUGGGUUUGCUAGAAUGCUCAGGUGAGAUUCUUGAGCUCGAAGCCAGUUCACCCCGACCGACAUGCAACUACAAUGAGAUAGAAGCGAGUAUUCACCUAUAUUCUGUGCUUUCUUCAGCACUUCAAUCAGAGGUUUCAGGAUGAAAGCAAGAUUUAGAUAGGUUUAGACAACACCUUUGAU